Molecule: messenger RNA, 967 nt
Organism: Amborella trichopoda
Lineage: Eukaryota; Viridiplantae; Streptophyta; Magnoliopsida; Amborellales; Amborellaceae
Source: RefSeq, a predicted model, not a curated record
GAGAAACAAAUUGCAGCAGAAGGUUUAUAUAUAUACGAUGAGAAAACAAGAGUCACUGAUGAAGGUGGUCGAAAAUGGAACGCUGAGAGCAUCAAUGGACACUUGGGUUGGAUCAUAUUUCCAAAUUAGAACACCAAGAGAAGGUCAAGUACGUCAUCGGUUUGGCCUUCCUCAGUCUUCCUUCGAGAUUACUCCACCUUGGACUCCAAUUAUAGUCAGUACUGCUGAUGAGGAUGUCUAUAUGAGAGAGAUGACUCCUUGGAUGGAGGAAUGGAGGGAGAGGACUGCUCAUGUUAUCGGUGAGGAGGAAGAGGAGAGCAUCUCCAUGUCUUUAUAUGAGGAGAAAUAUAGGGUCGUUUUGAGGGAUAUGGCCGCCCUGACAGAUCAUGGUGAGGGAAUGAUGCGACAGCUGGGGACUGCCAAUCUUGGCGGGAAUCAAUUUUCUGGUGAGGAAGUUGCUUCCCUUCGUGCUAAACGUGACUCGACGAUAGAGGAGCGAGAUUUGAUUGCAGAGGAUCUCGAGAGUCUUCACCACGACUUUGAGGGGAUGAGAGGGGCAAAGGACAUGGUAGAAGCAGAGAUGAGAAAGGCGAGGGACAUGGCAGAAGUGGAACGUGAUUCUAUCAAGGAUGAGCUAGAGAGAGUUCGAGCCAAGCUGAACAGAGUACGAGCAGUACCAUCUUCUUUGGUUGUUGUUCCUACCAUUCCUGGACCAUCCCCCGUCCUCAUUGAAGAUUUAGAUAGACGUCUAUAUCGUUAUCGAAUAGAGAGGAAUUCAGCCAGAGAUCGAUGCCAUGAGCUUCUGGUUUUUAUUAUGGAUUUUGAAGUAUAUAUAAAUAUAUGGAUUUCUCCUUUCCUAUUUGUCUUUCCUGUUCUCAUUCUUUCCCCCCCUCCAUUUUUUUUUGUAACUGUCCCAGUUGUGAGGCAUUUGUUUAUCUUUAUGUGUGCAAUUGAUUUGUCGAAGUAA